Daucus carota subsp. sativus is the source of this 1428-nucleotide messenger RNA. RefSeq lists its product as uncharacterized. Gene Ontology annotation, molecular function: nucleic acid binding; RNA-DNA hybrid ribonuclease activity. The record is from RefSeq and is a predicted model, not a curated record. Bases 1 to 1428 code for a protein of 475 amino acids. Lineage: Eukaryota; Viridiplantae; Streptophyta; Magnoliopsida; Apiales; Apiaceae. The transcript is spliced from 2 exons.
AUGCUGGUCAAGUCCAAGGAGGCGCAAGAUCACAUUCAGCACUUGGCUGAAAUGUUUGACAUACUUAGGAAGUAUCGAAUGAAGCUGAAUCCCCAGAAAUGCGUAUUUGGAGUUGAGUCUGGUAAAUUCUUGGGGUUCAUGAUAGCCGGGAAGACGUUCGUAUGGACAAAUGAGUGUGAGGAGGCCUUCCAAAAGAUAAAGGAACAGUUGGGAAAGCCACCUCUCUUGGCCAAGCCAAUAGAAGGAGAAACAUUGAUCUUAUACCUAGCUGUUUCAGGAUACUCCGUUAGUGCUGUCCUGGUAAAGGAGGAAAAGGGUGUUCAGUUCCCGGUGUACUAUGUUAGCAAGAGGUUGCAGGAUGCUGAGACAAGAUACACCAACAUGGAAAAGUUGGUAUAUUCUUUGGUGUUGGCAGCAAGGAAACUUCGUCCAUAUUUUCAGGCACAUAGGAUUGAGGUGCGAACUUCUUAUCCUCUCCGUCAAAUUAUGCAUAAGCCAGAAGCCACGGGAAGAUUGAUGAAGUGGGCUGUAGAGCUAGGACAGUUCGAUUUGGAGUAUAAGCCUAGGGCUACUAUCAAGGGUCAAGCUCUGGCUGAUUUCUUGUUGGACUUUGAAGAUGACACUCAAGAAUGGGCAAUGGUGCCGUAUAGUCCAGUCGUUGAACCCAUUAAUGGUCUUUUAGUGGAAGAUGACACAUGGUGGAACUUGCAUGUCGAUGGAGCCGUCAAUUCUGACGGAGCUGGAGUUGGGAUAAUGCUGGUUAGUCCCGGGGGAUGUCGGUUGUUAAGUGCCAUCCACCUAGGAUUCCCUGCAACCAACAAUGAUGCAGAAUAUGAAGCUUUAAUCAAUGGUUUAACCUUAGCCAUAGAGAUGAAGGCUAAGAAUCUUAUUGUAUACAGUGAUUCUAUGUUGGUGGUUCAUCAGGUAAAUGGGGGGUUCUUGGCUCGGGGUUGGAGAACGAACUUAUACAUGACCCAUACACAAGAAUUGAUGAAGAAGUUUAGAGAGAUACAUUUGGAAAAGGUCCCGCGGGAGAAAAAUGAGGGUGCUGAUGCAUUGGCUAAGGCCAGUUCUAGAAGGGACACCAAGUUAUUGGGAACUAUCGAAUUCUGUGUUCAGGAGAAGCCAAGUGUGUCAGAAGCACAGAAGGUUACUCGGUUCAAAGAAGAUCUAAUGGAAGUAGAGGAUGAAGUUGUGGAUACUUGGAUGACCCCUAUACUUAAAUUCAUCCAAGAUGGUCAGCUCCCGGAAAGUGUAAAGGAAGCCAGAAGUCUCAGAUACAAGGCGGCGAGGUUUGUAAUAUAUGAUGGUGUCUUGUACAAGAGAGGGUUCAACCAGCCGUUGCUGAAGUGCAUUGCUGGGGAAGAGUGCAAUUAUAUCUUAAGGGAAGUGCAUGAAGGAAUAUGCGGCAAUCACUCGGGGGGGUAG